GAGGGGAAGUUCCUCUAGUCAGUUGCGUCCGGGAGAGAUACCUGGCCGGGUCUUGGCCACGUCUUUCCCCCACGACUGCCUCCUGACCCCCGGCCCGAAAGAGAAAACCCCAAGUAGCUGCGGCCUAACUCGGCCGGCCCACUUCAGACCUUGGGGCAGGGAGACCCAGACACUGAGGAGAGGCCGGGAAAGGGAUUCAGGAGUGAUUCUGGCAGAGGGGGGUGGCAGGUCUGGGCACGUUGGAUGACCUGGGUGGUGCCAGGGGUCUCAGCUGCUGAGUCGGGCCCCGGGUCUUCCGGGAGGACUUCCUGCCCGAGGAGAUGGCUGAGGGAAAGAAGGGCAAAGCCCCAGGUGACAGCAGUGGCAGUCGUCCCACCUGGCUGCCCAAGCUGCUCCGGCAGAAGGCCAAGUGCACCCCUGUCAUCAUGGCGACACUGAGGGGUCCUGGGUCUGGGAAAUAUUCCCGGCUCCCCUGCACCGGAUACAUAGACCAUGACAUCACCAUGUUCAUGGAGCCCGCCUACACCUUCCAUAUCAUGCACUCGGGAAAAAGAUACUCCAAUCCCUGCAGUCCCGGACCUUGCUAUUACUUCAACCCCAAUCUCACCCGCUUCGGAAUGUCUCGCAGCCCACAGGUCUCCAUUUCCGAGCGCCUGCCGAACUUACGGACGGAGUCGACCCCGGAGCCGGCGACCUACCACCGGGAGCGAGUGCCCCCGCCCGGAGAGCGCCGUGCCCCGGCAUUCACCAUGGGGUGCCGGUGGCCCUACCGCAUGUCGGACCCCACUCCGGGCCCCGGCCAGUACUACCUGCCGCGGCCGCCCCCGAGGUGCGGGCCAGGCCCCACUAUGGGCUCCACCAGCAGCCUCUGGGCCUUCAACAGAGACCUGGUCCGGGGGCCCGGCCCAGCCGCCUAUUCCCGGCCAGAUGCUGACACCUUCCUUGCCCGCAGCCCCUGUCACAGCCUGGCCUCGCGCCUCCAGCCGCUCAAGGGCUCGGACUGCGGGCCCGGCCCGGGGGCCCACGACGUGCAGCGGGUGACCGUCCACAAGCCCCGGGCCCCCGCCUGCACCCUGCAUAUCAGGCACUCCGACUACCUCACCCCUCUGGUCAUUGAUGUGAAGGACUGACCCCUAUUCUUGUCCCUCCUGCCCAAGCCCAGGUGCCCCGGGUAAGCAGGGAGCACUUGCGGAGGCCUUGGGGAAGGAGGGGGCUUCCUUCGCAGGGAUUUGGGAGCCGCUUCAGGGCUUCCCAGGACUCAGAGUGCCAGGUGUCUGGAGGCAGCACCCUUCUGUGGACAGCUGUCCUCUCUCCACCCAUGUCCUUCCCCGCUCUGAUAAGCCUCAUCCUCCACUGUCCUCCAUCCCACCAAAUUUUAUCUUAACGAAUUAAAAGAC
Messenger RNA from Tachyglossus aculeatus (Australian echidna), 1397 nucleotides. RefSeq names its product outer dense fiber of sperm tails 3 like 1 (gene CIMAP1C). The coding region runs from base 321 to 1130 and encodes 269 amino acids. NCBI's taxonomy places the organism in Eukaryota, Metazoa, Chordata, Mammalia, Monotremata, Tachyglossidae. Gene Ontology annotation, cellular component: cytoskeleton. The record is from RefSeq and is a predicted model, not a curated record. The transcript is spliced from 4 exons.